Ooceraea biroi (clonal raider ant) is the source of this 1899-nucleotide messenger RNA. RefSeq lists its product as uncharacterized. The record is from RefSeq and is a predicted model, not a curated record. NCBI's taxonomy places the organism in Eukaryota, Metazoa, Arthropoda, Insecta, Hymenoptera, Formicidae. Gene Ontology annotation, molecular function: nucleic acid binding; zinc ion binding.
AAGUUUGGAGGGCGUAGUAUGGGAAUUAACGCUCCCAAGGUACCCAAGUUUCCGUAAUUCCUCCGUAGCGGGUUACAGUCACACAUCCAGACAUCCAAUACCUCCAUACGCAUUCACACACAUCCAGACACACACACAGACAUACGCAUACAAUAGUUUCGCUUAUUUUUCACACACACUCCCACACACGUUCUGACUCGGACACAAUAGACUAGCUUUCAGACACACAAGUUUUUUUGGUUUUCACACUCACACACACAACACACACACACACAUCCACAAGCCCGCCUACGGAGGAACCGGAGGUUCUUCGGAACCGCGAGGGCUGGGGCCCUUUAUAAAAACCCCAGAAAACCGUUCACCAUGGAAGACGAACAGGAAACGGAAAAUACCAGCCUUGCUUCUCGGAUGAGUAAGGCACCUGAUAGUUUGGAGAGUGGAGGUUGCCAGCGCUCUCUCAAAAGUGAUGGCUUUUUCUUCUUACCAGGAAAUCGAAAGGAUGGAAAGAGAAAGUCCACUGCUGAGGGUGAAUGACGAGAUGAUAGAACAGAGAAUUCUUGAUCGAAUUGAUGUGUUGAUUGACAGGAAGAUGGAGAAACUGUUAGCGAGUGAUGCUAGGAAGGAGAGGGUAGAUGCCGAAUUAAGGCGAGAAGAGGAGACGGCGUUUCCGCCGCUCCCACCUAAACAACAGGUGGAAAGCGGAAGAAAAGACGCGAAGCGAGUUGAUCGAGGGAAGCAAAGUAAUGUGAGGAAAGGAAAAGAUAGUGAAAGGAGACAGGAGGUAGAAAAUGCAGAGGAAAAAAGGAAGAAAACGGUGAAGGAAAAGAAGAAAGAGAGCAAUGGAAAUGUACCUAGAAGAAUUAGAGAAGGUAGGACGGCGGCGAUUUCCCUGCGAAUAUUAGAGAAUAGCGAGGGCCUGUCUUAUGCGGAUGCAAUUAAGAAGGCUAAAGGGAACAUCGAUGUUGAUGAAAUGGGCAUCGAACGGAUAAGAGUGAGGACGGCGAUCAACGGCGGUCGAGUGCUAGAGAUAGGUGGAGAUAAGGCAGUGGAAAAGGCGGAAGAAUUGUCGCGAAAAUUAAGUAGUGUGUUUCAGACGCCUUAUGUCAAGGUCAAAAGGAUUCAGCGGAAGGCGGAGGUUCAACUGUGGGGAAUUGAUGAAGCUACAGUGGAAGAGGAGGCAAUACAAGCGAUAUCCAAUAUUGACGGUUGCGCGAUAGAGGAUAUAGAUGGUGGAAAAAUCAAGAGAACAGAGAAGGGAAUUGGAUCUCUGUGGCUAAGAUUACCAAUUAAAGUGGCGUGGACUAUCGCGAAAAAGAGACAGAUAAAGAUAGGAUGGAAUAGUGUGAAUGUUUCGUUAUUACAGAAAAGGCCAGUGCAGUAUUUUAAAUGCUUCGAAUUUGGGCAUUGGAAGGCUAAUUGUAGGAGUGAGAUCAGCUAUAGUGACAGAUGUUAUACAUGUGGUGGACAAGGACAUAUUGCGAGAGAGUGUGACAAAAGAAGUAGAUGUAUUAUUUGUAAAAAUAAAGGUCUAGACUUUAAGCAUAGAAUGGGUGAUAAACUGUGUAAAAGCAAGAAUGUGAGUGAUAGUGUGAAUGCGAGAUCCGGUUUACCUGAUAACGAAGGGACAGAAAGACCGAUUUCGAGGAUAGAAAGCAGUGAAAUUGCGGAAGAGUGUGUGUCGCCGACCUGUCUAGAUCAAACAGAGGAAACGGAAGGAGUGGAGACAGUGAGAGACGAGGAGAGGUCGUUCGAGGAAAUAGUGGUCGAGCAAGUGGAGGCCUACCAUAAGGUAAUGGCAGAUCAUCAGACCUCAAAACCGCAGCGAGCAAAGAUGAAGUUCGAGAAGGGAAAGGUUGAGAAGGGAGAUGGAAAGGAGAGAGAGGAUCAUGGGUGAGUGGC